AGAAAAUUUAUUUCUGAAAUUGAAAAAUAGAAAGGAGGAUCUCGAUCCCUAAUCUUGUCCUCUCUUGUUCUCCGCUCCUCUUCCAGCCCCCUUCGGAAGGGAAAAAGAAAAGAGAAGCGUCUCCAGAUCGGUUCACCGCCUCUCAGCCCCGUCGCGUUCGAAGAUGUCCAGCUUCAGCGGUGACGAGACUGCCCCGUUCUUUGGCUUCCUCGGCGCCGCGGCUGCCCUCGUCUUCUCCUGUAUGGGGGCGGCGUACGGGACGGCGAAGAGCGGGGUGGGGGUGGCGUCGAUGGGGGUGAUGAGGCCGGAGCUGGUGAUGAAGUCGAUUGUGCCGGUGGUGAUGGCGGGAGUGCUGGGGAUAUACGGCCUCAUCAUCGCCGUCAUCAUCAGCACCGGGAUCAACCCUAAGGCCAAGUCCUACUACCUCUUCGAUGGUUACGCCCACCUUUCCUCCGGCCUCGCCUGCGGCCUCGCCGGACUUUCCGCCGGCAUGGCUAUCGGCAUCGUCGGCGAUGCCGGCGUCAG
Molecule: messenger RNA, 525 nt
Organism: Elaeis guineensis (African oil palm)
Lineage: Eukaryota; Viridiplantae; Streptophyta; Magnoliopsida; Arecales; Arecaceae
Source: RefSeq, a predicted model, not a curated record